This is a messenger RNA of Adineta ricciae, 2313 nucleotides long. NCBI's taxonomy places the organism in Eukaryota, Metazoa, Rotifera, Eurotatoria, Adinetida, Adinetidae. The record is from the annotation of a GenBank genome assembly.
AUGGUACGUUUAUUACGGUACGGUACCGUCUUCGGUCCGUUGAAAGAACGUUGGAGAUAUUUAUAUAAAGAAGAUCUAUAUCGAAGACGAAUCGAAGCUGGACCAGAACCAGAACGUUUUCGAUCUGCUUUGAUUAACUGGAAUUAUGAUGCGGAAUUGCAUGCGUGUACACAUCGAUUUGGCGAAAAGAUGAAUAUUGAAGUACUACGAUGUGCUAUGACUGAUGUUUCAUUUCUAAAUCAAAUAACUAAACAACGAACAGAAGCAGGUCUUACGGCGACAGAUCAAACUGCUUUGUCAUUUACACACAACAGUGAAUUAGCUAAAAAAGGUGAACAAAUUGCAGAAGAGUUUAUACAAAAAGCACUUCGAUAUUGGUAUCCGAAACUUCCUCAAGACGGCAUAGAUGCUGUGACUCAAUUUCUCAUUUCCGAAUCAACAGUUUCGUUUAUUAGUUCAAAGCUUGGAUUCAAGACAUUGAUCCGUUGUGAUGUUCCGUCACCUCCACCAGCAAUGCUCAAAAGUGCUCUCUUCGCUUUCAUUGGUGCUAUUGAGGAGAAUAAUAAUCGAUCUCGGGCUGAAUUAUUCGUUGCCGAUUUCAUUCUGACACAUCUCAUCGGCAAAGAUAUCAAUGAGAUCUGGCAGAUCAAGAAUCCUAUGGGUUUACUGACAAAAGUCUUGGAAGACGAUGGAAGACAAGCGCCUGAAUCCCGACUGAUAUGGGCGACAGGUGUAUCGAGUGUACUAUCGACAUAUAUUGUCGGUGUCUACUCGAAUAAAGAAUUUCUUGGCAAAAGUGCCGGUACAACGAUUUCUCAAGCUGAAGAAAUGGCAGCUCGUGAUGCAUUACGUCGUUUGUUUGGAACCGAUGAACAACGAGCACCAAUUCCAAAAACAGAUGAUUUUGAUAUUCUCUACUUGAUUGUUAUCAAGUUGAAAAACUAUUUUUGUUUUGUUAUUAAGAUAUCGUUUCAUCUUCCAUCACAUCUAACUAAUUUGCCACUGUACACGGUUCUUUUGAUUCACGUGCGCACGCAGCAAGCGUGUGAUGAAGCAGUGAUACGAAUAACGAUGCAUUUUUGGACUAAAUUUCUUUUGUCUACGAAUUUGAAAGUCUCUCGUGUGGUUCUUUCCCGAUCUAAACAUUCUGUAGAAGGACCCGAACCAGCUUAUCAUCAUAUCGUGUCAGGGUAUCAAGUUUUCGAACAUCAAAAUGAACCCUUUCGGUUAAAAUACAAUCAUAAAUCGUUGAAUGAAUUUCAACUCGCAUACGAAACAUGGGGCAAACUGAAUGCGAAGAAAAAUAAUGCCAUUCUUAUCUUUACUGGUCUCAGUGCAAGUUCGCACGCUAAAAGUCAUGAGCAAAAUACAAAACCUGGUUGGUGGGAACAAUUUAUCGGACCAAAUUUGGCUAUUGAUACAAAUCAUUUCUUUGUUAUAUGUUGUAAUCAUCUUGGUGGUUGUUAUGGAUCGACCGGACCAUCAUCGAUUGAUCCGAAAACGAAUAAAGCAUACGGCACUUCAUUUCCAAUGUUGUCUGUAGAAGAUACAGUUCGUGCUCAGUUCUUGCUACUGAAAUAUUUAGGAAUCGAAAAACUUCAUGCAAGUAUAGGUUCAUCAUUAGGUGGAAUGUGUUCGAUUCUCUCUGGUCUUCUCUAUCCAAAAAACGUUGGCAGAGUUGCAACUAUUUCGUCAUGUAUUGCACCUUAUCCUACUGCAAUCGCUCUACGAUACUUGCAGAGAAAGAUGAUUAUGACCGAUCCCAACUGGCAUAAUGGUCAUUACUAUGAUAAAGAUGCGUAUCCACUUGACGGAAUGCGUAUCGCAAGAGAAAUUGCGACGUUAACGUAUCGAUCUGGCCCUGAAUGGCUUGAACGAUUUGGUUUACGACGCUUUAGUGAUCAGAUUCAUCUAGCACCCACAUUUGAAAUUGAAAGUUAUUUACAAUAUCAAGGAUUGACUUUUGCGAAGAAAUACGAUCCAAAUUCGUUGUUGUACAUCUCAAAAGCAAUGGACUUGUUUAAUUUAACAGAAGGAUAUGAGAGCCAGAAUGAUGCUUUAUCACAAAUUCAAUGUCCUGUGCUUGUCUUAGGAUCUCAAACAGAUAUUCUUUUCCCAAUUUGGCAACAAAAACAACUAGCAGAAGGCUUGAUCAACGCAGGAAAUGCUCAUGUCACUUUCUUUGAACUGAAUAGUAUCUUCGGACAUGAUACAUUCUUAUUGGACAUCAAUGGUGUAAGCACUGCUCUGAAAGGCUUUUUGGAAAUAUCAGCAUUGUCAAUCGAAGAAGAAAACGAAGAAAUACAAUCAUGA